Molecule: messenger RNA, 1690 nt
Organism: Mya arenaria
Lineage: Eukaryota; Metazoa; Mollusca; Bivalvia; Myida; Myidae
Product: pleiotropic regulator 1-like
Exons: 14
Coding region: 62-1450 (462 amino acids)
Biological process (GO): mRNA splicing, via spliceosome
Cellular component (GO): catalytic step 2 spliceosome; Prp19 complex; precatalytic spliceosome
Molecular function (GO): protein binding
Source: RefSeq, a predicted model, not a curated record
CUUCGGUUCAAUAAUUUGUAUACACGCGAAAACGUUUGCAUAAAAUUCCUCAAAGAAAACAAUGUCUGAGGAUGUGCAAAAACAUUCUGUUCACACUCUUGUGUUUCGAUCGUUGAAGAGGACACAUGACAUGUUUUUGUCAGACCAAGGCACCAUGCCUGUAAGAGAUGAGAGAAGUGAAUGGUUUCGUCGUCAAUGCAAGCUGAAUGAUGAGUAUGGCCUGGUGAAGAACCUUCCUAAGGAGCCGACCAGGAAACCACAGCCACACAACGAUCCAAACAACCCUUACAAUCAGUGGCAAGAUGCAAGAGGAUCAGCAGACAACCCGGCUGGCAGCCAAGCAAUGGACAUGAUUGGUUAUGACAAGAACAGACCUGACCAGCUUGCAGCCGACUCAAAUAAGGCCCUGGUUGCAGUGGGAGCCCAGCAGGCACUGGUCCCUAAGAAAGCCCCAACAAUGCCCAAACCAGAGUGGCAUCCUCCAUGGAAACUCUACAGGGUAAUCAGUGGUCAUCUGGGCUGGGUGCGGUGUGUGGCGGUUGAGCCGGGGAAUGAGUGGUUUGUAACUGGAGCUGCUGACAGAGUCAUCAAGAUCUGGGACCUUGCCACGGGCACAUUAAAGCUUUCUCUGACGGGCCAUAUCAGCGCUGUGCGGGGAGUGUGUGUCAGUCCCAGGCAGCCAUAUUUGUUCUCAUGUGGGGAGGAUAAGAAAGUCAUGUGCUGGGACCUUGAACAAAAUAAGGUUAUCCGUAGCUACCAUGGUCACCUGAGCGCAGUAUAUUCCAUAGACGUUCAUCCCACAAUAGACAUCAUUGCCACCUGCGGUCGAGACAGCACUUGUAGGAUCUGGGACAUGAGGACGAAGGCGUGUGUACAUACAUUGGCAGGUCAUACAAACACCGUGGCUGAGGUCAGGUGCCAGGCAGCAGAACCACAGAUCAUCACAGGAAGCCAUGACUGCACGAUAAGGCUGUGGGACCUGGCUGCGGGCAAAUCUCGGGCCACCCUCACCAAUCACAAGAAGAGUGUUCGUGCUCUUGCCAUUCAUCCUACACAGUACACAUUUGCCUCAGGCUCUCCGGACAACAUCAAGCAGUGGAAAUUCCCUGAUGGCAACUUCCUCCAGAACAUGUCAGGCCAUAAUGCCAUCAUUAACUCACUGGCUCUCAAUUUAGACAAUGUCCUGGUGUCUGCAGCUGACAAUGGUUCCAUGCAUUUCUGGGACUGGAAGACGGGGUACAACUUCCAGCGGAUGCAGGUGGCCGCCCAGCCUGGAUCCAUCGACUCUGAGGCCGGGAUCUUCGCAAUGACCUUCGACCACAGCAGCACCAGACUCAUCACAGCCGAGGCCGACAAGACCAUCAAAAUAUACAAGGAGGAUGACACUGCUACUGAGGAAUCCCAUCCACUGAACUGGCGCCCCGACAUUAUCAGGAAAAAGCGGUACUAGGACAACUGAAUCGACGGAAGUGGUUCUAAAACAAGAGAAUCGACCAGAUUGGUACAAGGAUAACUGAAUCGACCUGAGUGGUCAAUUGGAAGUGAAAUGUGUUGUCUUGUGAACUGAUAUAACAUAUAUUAUCAUCAUUUGCCAGUCAUUCAUCAAAUAAAUGACGUACUGUGUCCUUAGUGGAAGAUAUGAUUGCCUAUUGUUUUAUAUGUAAAUCAUAGAAUAAAUUCUUAAAUAUGA